Molecule: messenger RNA, 7275 nt
Organism: Lepisosteus oculatus (spotted gar)
Lineage: Eukaryota; Metazoa; Chordata; Actinopteri; Semionotiformes; Lepisosteidae
Source: RefSeq, a predicted model, not a curated record
CAGAGAGCGGUCGUGAGUAAGGACGCAGACAGCUCUAUGGACUUCCCAUUCAUUGCCCGUAAGACAAAUCUCCUCGGACUUAAAAAUAAGAGAGAGGGCGGGGGGGUGAGAAUUGAUGGUGAAAAAAGCAGGCGCAUGCGCUCGCCGGAAAGGCACAAGCGUCAGAGACGGACCGCAGCAGCGCUUGCAGAUCUUGCAUGUCAGACCGGAGCGGAGAGGGGUGGACGGCUGAGGAAACUGUCCGAGGGGUGGGGGGGACGAGGUAACAGAAUGGGGGUUCGGGGGGAUCGCUGUCUUGCAUCACGGCUGCACAUGAAUUAAACCCGGACAGAAGACAAACCCGUGGCCCGGCAGGUGGGGGUGACUCGCGUCAUUUCGAUUGGAAAUUCAGGGUUGUUUUUUUUUUUUUAUCCUUGCUGCAUUUUCUUUAAACUGGUUCAAGGAGAGUAAAGGGAGGAUGAAGAAAGGGGGUGCUUGUACUCGACAGAGGUAAUCCAUCGCGGGGAUGUGAACGCCUGACAAGGUGCGCACCAAUCCGAAGUGAUGAAAUCGGAAAAACAGGACGGUAUUGCCGAAGUGAUCUGCAAGGGUUAUUUGUGUGGGCAGAGGACGGGUCGUUUCUUUCAUCACCAUUCCUUACACGCGUCUGCGGAUGAUGGAGAGUUUAAAUGGCACCAAUAACGAGAGCAAGCCGCAAAACCACCAGUUAGUGGAGAAGAAAAGACUGAACAGAGCGCCUUCCCCUGCGAGACCAUUCCUGAAGGAUAUACACUCCCGGUCGUCUGCCAAACCCCCGGCCAUCCCUCCCAAAUCUCCCAACCUCUCGAGCAAGCAGCAGCAGCAGCAGCAGCAAUCAACAGGGCUCCUGGCAUCUCAAAACCGCCUGUCCAGGCGCAGCAUCUCCGGCGCCAAAGACAAAUCGGCUCCGGCAAAGAGUGCCGCCAAGACCGCGGUACCCAAAAAGGCAGCUAAGACCAUCCAACACGGGACGACAGAGCCGAAACUCGCCGGCCACAGCUCCGGUAAAGGGAAAAAAGAGAAAAGAUGCGCCGUGGCGGAGGCUCCCCGGGGUUCACCUGGCCAGAGCUCUUCGGUCGGCGCCCCAGGAGGAGCCGGGCUGGGGAGGAGCAGCCAUACGGACAGCAGCUCGGACCUGUCCGACUGCCCCUCGGAGCCCCUGUCGGAUGAGCAGAGGCUCACCCAGGCGGGCAGCAGCGAUGCGGAGUCCGGCUCCGGCUCCGGCUCCGGGUCCAGCGACCGCGACCCAGGGUCUGGCGAUCACCAGCCUGUCGGGGCGGCCGCCGCCGCGACCUACGGGAGGGCUCACAGCCUCCCCCAGCUCGGGGAGCCCCCGGCCUCGGUGUCCCAGAUACCCGCUAAAGAGAGGGUGUCCUACCCGCUACCUGCUCCAGGACAGUGCGGCGACACGGAACCGCCGGGAAGGAGCCCCGGCAAACUGGACUUUAGACCGGGCCACCCGAACACCCCCACAGAAUUCAUGCUGCGGGGCAGCAAGGGGUUGAUAGAAGAGGACCUGCUGAGGGAGGUCGAGGACCUGCGUUCCGAAAAUGACUAUCUCAAGGACGAAGUGGACGAGCUGCGGGCGGAGAUGGAGGAGAUGAGGGACAGCUACCUGGAGGAGGACGUGUACCAGCUCCAGGAGCUGAGGCGGGAGCUGGACCGAGCCAAUAAGAACUGCCGCAUCCUGCAGUACCGGCUGCGCAAGGCGGAGCAGAGGAGUCUGAAGGUGGCCCAGACCGGCCAGGUGGACGGGGAGCUGGUCAGAAGCCUGGAGCAGGACCUGAAGGUUGCCAAAGACGUCUCGGUUCGGCUUCACCACGAGCUGGAGAGUGUGGAAGACAAGAGGGCGAAGGCAGAGGAUGAAAAUGAGCUCCUUCGCCAGAAGAUCAUCGAGGUGGAGAUUUCCAAGCAGGCGCUACAGAACGAGCUUGAGCGGGUGAAGGAGAGCUCCUUGAAGAGACGAGGGAGUCGGGAAAUGCACAAGGAGAAGAAGUCAUUAGCUCAGGAGGACAGCGCGGACCUCAAGUGCCAACUCCAGUUUUCCAAGGAGGAGUCAGCUCUGAUGCGCAAGAAAAUGGCGAAACUGGGCCGGGAGAAGGACGAGCUGGAGCAGGAGCUGCAGAAGUACAAGUCGGUUUACGGGGAUGUCGACAGCCCUCUGCCCACAGGGGAGUGCGGAGGCCCGCCCAGCACCCGGGAGGCCGAGCUGAAGCUGCGCCUCAAGCUGGUGGAAGAGGAAGCGAACAUCCUAGGGAGGAAGAUCGUGGAGCUGGAAGUGGAGAACCGGGGGCUGAGGGCUGAGAACGAGGACCUUCGCUGUCAGUACGAAAAGGAUUGCCUCGGGAGGGAGCACAUCUCCAGCGUGCCCACGUCCCCCUACGGGGACUCCCUGGAGUCCGCUGCAGAGCUCCGGCGCCACCUGCAGUUCGUGGAGGAAGAGGCCGAGUUGCUCCGGCGAUCCAUCUCCGAGAUAGAGGACCACAACAGACAGCUGACCACCGAGCUGAACCGCUUCAAGUUCGGACCGAGCCAGGAGGCCAGGUGGGCGGAGGAAGAUGGGGUCCCCAGAUCGCCGAACGGAGGCAGCGCCGGCGGGGCUAGUGGGGGGGGGUUGCUGCAGGAGGAACUGAAAGCAGCCCGCUUGCAGAUCAACGAGCUGAGCGGGAAGGUGAUGAAGCUGCAGUACGAAAACCGUGUCCUGAUCUCUAACGCGCAGCGGUACGACUUGGUCUCCCAUCUCGGCCUGCGCACGGCCAGCCCGCGAGACAGCGACGCGGAGAGCGACGCGGGCAAGAAGGACGGCGAGGAAGAGGAAACGAUGGGGCGGUCGCUCUUUCUGCACCCUAAGAGGGAAGGGCCGGUGGGUGGGGAGAGUGACUCCGAGGACCUGUUCGAGAAGACCUCGGGGUUUGGGAGUGGCAAGCCCUCGGAGAUGAGUGACUUGAGCGCGGUGGAGCUCGUCCAGCAGAAGAAGGAAGACACGGAGACUUUAGCCAACGUGAAACGUGAAGCAGAGCGGCUUGGGAAAACCGUAGAUCGCCUUAUCGUAGACACCGACAGCCUAAUUUAUGAUGCGAAGGUGCUGGUGAUGACUGGGACUGCCCUUGAGGAGGAGUUCAGAGGGGAUGGGAAUUCAGCAGAGGGCAAGACAGAGCCUCAGCUACUGGAUGCCAUCAAUGCCCGCAUGAAAGCCUUCAGGACAGAGCUGCAUACCUUCAUGGAGAAAGUGGACCACAUCGGCGAAGGCCUCAGGGAACAGGUGGAUGACCUCUCCCCCAUGCCAAACCUCACGGAGUCAGCCAGCUUCCUGUCUGGGGUCACCUCAAUGUCACGAGACUCGCCUAUUGGCACCUUAGGGAAGGACCUCAUCGCUGACUUCCAGUCCACACUGAGGGAUCAGACGGAGGGGCGUCUAACACAGGAGUGUGACGUGGAGCCAGAGACCCAGAGCGGUCCUCUGGGUGCUGACCAAAGCAGGCGAACCGAAGGAGACAAUAAGUACCACAGGCCAGAGUGUUUAAGUAUAGAGCUCAGGGACGCCCCUGUUGUAUCGGAGGCGGGUAGUCCAGUGAGGGAGAUCCAGGCCCGACUGGAGCAGGAGAGGAGACUGCGGCAGGAGGAGCAGGACCUCAACGCCAGCCGCAUCCUGCAGCUGGAAGAGGAGCACCGGAAGGCCGUGCUGCGGAAGGAGAGCGAGCUCCAGGGCCUGCGCCUCCAGGGCAAGCUGCAGGAGAGGGCCUGGGCCCAGGAGAAGGGCCUGCUGCGGGAGGAGGUCCGGCUCUUCCGCCACCACACCUUCGUCUCCUACGUCAAGCUGCAGUGGUUGCUCAAGCACUGGAGACAGGGCAAGCCGCUCGACGAGGACGAGGAGGACGACCUCAUGGAGUAUGAGAAGUUCGACAGUAUGCCCGAACUGAACCUGCUCUUGGAACAGAAGGAUUGCGAGGAAAGCGAAUAUUUUCUCUCAGGGGAGAGCAGUGACCAGGGACCACCUCUGCAGACCCCAGAGCUCAUCCAGCAGCAAAAGCAGGUGGGUGAGAACAGGAAGGUGCUGCAGGCUCUGAAGGCCCUGCUGGAGGAGCUCCGCUCGGAGCUGCAGGACGAGCAGCAGCGGCGCCACGAGCUGCAGCAAGCCUACGCCAACGAGAAGGCCGCCUGGGAGGUGGAGUGGGCCGAGAUGAGGUGCCACGUGGAGCAGCUGGAGGGCAAGAGGACCCGCCCCCCCGGGGACGCGGAGCCGGCUGACCUGCAGGGGGCGCUCCAGAGGGAGCGGGAGGAGCACCGCCGGCUGCUGGCCGACAGCCAUGGCGCCCUGGCGGACCUGCGCCGGGAGCUGCAGCUCGGCGAGCGGCGCUGGAGCCGGGAGAGGGCGGAGCUGCUGGACGGGUUCGACCGCGAGAGGCAGGAGUGGGAGCUGCGGCAGGCGGCGGAGAAGGCGCUGAAUGAAAUUCCUGACAAAAAGGGUCUGUCUGCGUAUCAUGAAGAAGAAAUGCGAACCGGAAAUCUCCUGAGGGCUAAGUCAGUUUGCUCUAUGUCUGAGUUCCAGCGCUUGAUGGACAGUUCUCCAUUCCUUCCUGAGAAGAGCACACUGGGGGACGGCGGCAAAGACGAGGUCACCCCACCCUUGUCGCCAGACGACCUCAAGUACAUCGAGGAGUUCAAUAACAAGAGCUGGGACUUUCCCAGCCCCGGGGUCUGUGGACCCGCGGAGAAUCCAGCGCAGGCCUGGGUGGAAAGGACGGAGAGCAGGAGGGCAGAGCAGACUUCCAAUCCAUUCCAGGCGCCCUCGUGGUACCUGACCACCAGCGUGACCAUGACGACGAACACCGUGACCAGCCCGGAGCACUGCCAGAAACCACCCGUGAUCGGCGCCGCGGCAGCCGACAAGUUCGGGGUGCGGGUCUUCCACAGCCCCCCCGGGAGCCGGAAGCUCGACAGCACAAUCCUUCCCAACAGCGACGAGAGGCCAGUGGUCGACCCGGACUUCGUGUUCUCGGUGGCCAAGGCAAAGGCAAGAGACCCCUUGGGAGGGUCGGAUGAAGUCUUUGGCAGGUGGCCUUGUGAACUGCCGAAGCACCACCAGGAACUGCUAGAUGGGGGGCUGCACCCCAUGGAGCGCCCUAUUUGCUCCACCGUGGGCUUCACCUCUUCCUUGCAUGACCUGGAGCUGUCGAGGAACAUGAGCGACGACAUGAAAGAGGUCGCUUUCUCCGUGAGAAACGCCAUCCGGCCGAACUCCGUGGAGCGCCAGUUCAAGGACACUGCCUGCCAGACCAAUGGCUUCACCACGCGGGGGACACAGACCACUCAGACGAUCAGCGUGGGCCUCCAGACAGAGGCCCUGAGAAACGUCACCAGCAGUCCCCACAAAUGCUUAACGCCAAAGGGGGGGUCGACCCCUGUUUCGUCCCCGUCUCGGAGCUUGAGGAGAAUGCAGUUCUCCCCCGUCAUCCAGAACAAAUUUGAGCGCCCCUGCUGCUCUCCUAAAUAUGGCUCCCCGAAGCUCCAGCGCAAAUUGCCGGCCAAGUCGGAACAGUCCAACAACCGAGCGCCCGCUCCGACCACACCCCAGAAGGGCUUCAGCGAGUCAGCCUGGGCUCGGUCUACCACCACCAGGGACAGCCCCGUCCACACCACCAUCAACGAUGGGCUCUCCAGCCUCUUCAACAUCAUCGAUCACACGCCAGUGGUCUACGACACCCUGCAGAAGUUCACCAGAUCGCCCAGCCGCUCCAGGUCCGCAGAGCCGAGGCCUGCCGAACCCAAGUCCCCCGGCUAUGGAACGGUGCAGGAGUUCCUCAAGAAUGUGCGAGGCCGGUCACCCAGCCCGGUCCGACUGAUUGUAGAGACUCAGGGAGAAAAGACCCCUGAAGUCAUAAGCAUUAGGCAGGACUUGUCUGCCCCUCCAGGUUACACACUUGCCGAGAAUGCCGCCAGGAUCUUAAAUAAAAGACUGCUUGAACAGGCCUUCAAGGAUGAGAAAAAGCUGGCCUCCAGUGGUCAAGUCAGCCUCGGCAAGGAUGGAAGAGCUCUCGACGGGGAAAAAGCUCAACAAGGGUCCAUUGAGGAACUGCCCAGCUCUUCGGUAGCGCCCCCUCUGGAGUCCUGCUUCCUGAGGCCUGCUAGGCCGGCCAACCGGCGGCCACCUUCCCGCUGGGCUUCUCAUUCCCCAGUUGCCUCUCCUAGAUGGUCCCAGACUCCGGCAGAGUUCUCCUUUCCUCUGGCAGAGCCACAGCCGCAGCAGCAGCAGCUCCCAGAAGCUGGGAAUUCCAGGCAGGAUCCCAGUCCGGCUUGAAGCCUCGUCGUCUCGGUCCGCUCCGAGUCUCUGCCUUGGCCUCCGUCGCUGGCCACAGCUGCCCAGCGCCGGCGCCGCCGACUCCCUCCUGUCGGCUACAAGCCCGGCGAAGGAGCCGGGAGGACACCGUGGGAGGGACACGUGGACAGUCACAGCCGUGGGGUGAAGUACAGGAAGAUCAAUAACAGCGACAAUAAAAUGUGCCUGUGAAAACCUAGGUUCUUGAUUGUAAAAAAUGAUAUACAGUAUAAAUACAGUACAUAUAUAUAUUUUAGUCACCAUCAUAUUUUUUUAUGGGUUUAUCAGAGGUCUGUUUUUCAAAUGUCUAAGGAAACUAGAGCAACACUAAUAAGUGAAAUGUCUUUCAGUAUCUGGACUGCCUUUUUUGCUUUAUUGUUUUUCUCUUUUUGUUUUCUUGUGGGGGAACUUUACAUUUGCACUCUUACACUUUUCCAUGUAAAUAUAUAUUUUUAUGAGUCUCACUCCAUUUUUUUUCCCCAUUCACUUUUGUUCCUCUCUUAAGAAACUCCACCGAAAAAAAAAAAACAGGUAAUGAAAAUGAAAUGUUAAAAAAAAAAUGUAAUAAAAGACAAACAAUGAAAUUGAAAAACUGCUUCGCUUUGAAGCAAAGGAACGUGAUGUCAAAAGAGGUUCUAUAUUUACUUUUGUGGUGUGAUCUGUUCUUAAAAGGGAUGCAUUGGCAUAAUUUUAAAAAAAGAAAAUUGAAAACUGGCAGGAGUGAUGAAUCUGAUAAGUACUGGCGGACAACUGUACACGAUGGUGUUAUACUUGACUUGCAUGCCUGUUGAUCCUAGCACUUUAGUGCAUGUAUAUAAGGGUACUGUACUACACUGUCACCCGUAAUGUGAGUCACUGAAUACCACUGUAAAAAUGUUGUGAGGUUCAUUCUGUACUGUAAUUUUAUUGUUACUAAAUUAGCAUCAGCUAAAGAAAAAAAG